This is a messenger RNA of Metopolophium dirhodum (rose-grain aphid), 1528 nucleotides long. RefSeq names its product zinc finger MYM-type protein 5-like. The transcript is spliced from 8 exons. Bases 596 to 1528 code for a protein of 310 amino acids. The record is from RefSeq and is a predicted model, not a curated record. NCBI's taxonomy places the organism in Eukaryota, Metazoa, Arthropoda, Insecta, Hemiptera, Aphididae.
UCAUAGGGGCGGCAGUUUUUGUACCUAAAUAAUUAUUAAAAAUUAUAAUAAUAUAAAAUUUAUAAUUUUGUAAUUUGUUCUAAAGUAAUGUUAGCCGCUAGGUACCUAACAAAAUAUGAAGCAAUUUUAAAAUAAUAUGUAAUUUACAUAAAUCGUUUACACAUACGAAAUUGAUCGCUAAACAAUCUCAGGUUUGUUAAAUGUUAUGUUAUAAAUACAGACUACCUAUGGGCUAUGAAAACAUAAAUCUAUUAUUAUUUAUUACGUUGGAUGCCCGAUGCGGGAUGGCAAGAACAUUGAUAACGUAGACGGGUCCUCGUACCGGCUUAUCUGUGUUUAUUAUGUAUUCUAAAAAUAGUUGUUUCUUUGAUUGUCCGUUCUUCGUAUUGAAAAUAUUUGAUCAUUCCUGGUUUCAUAUUGCAUAACCGUCGUCUGUCAUUCGUCUGUUAUAAGAUAUGAUAAGAUUUUCUUAUAAUCUCUGUGUUUGAGUUUUAACUUUUAAAUUUUAAGUACAUAAGUUCAUUGUAUAUUGUUAUUUGUUCGUACGUCGUACCUAAACUAAGUCUUAGGUAUCUUUACAUUUGAACUUUGAAUUAUGGACGGUCGAAAAAGGCUAAGUGGUGCUAAGUAUAAAAAAAAUGCACUAAUAAAAAAACAGAAACAUACUGUUCUUUUAAACAGUUGCAUGAAAAUUCAAGAGAUGUUUAAAUCUUCAACAUUAACAACUGAAGUGAUGAACACAAAUGUUGCAAACGAACCUUGUUCUAUUGAUAUAAUUAAUGUUUCUCCCAAUGAAGAUGACAGUUUACUAGACCAUGUACCAGUUAUUGAAUUGACGAAAAGAAAUAUUGUGGACAACUUUUGUUCUAUGGAAACAACUAAUGUUUCACUCAAUACCAUUGACUGUUUACCUGACCAUGUACCAGUUAUUGAAUUGAUGGAAAAAAAUAUUGCGGAUAACUCUUGUUCCAUGGAAACAAUUACCGUUGACAGUUUAUCAGAAUACUCCCCAGCUAUUGAAAUUGACUUAGUCGACACCAGUCUCAAUUUGUCAACUCUUAACAAAACAAAUGACCAACAAACUGAUUCAAUUUCAGAGUGCGAUAAUAGGAGUAUUUAUUAUCCCGGAUCUGAUCCAGCCAUGUGGGAAAUAGAUGAUACUUUAAGAGAUUUUGUAUCUCGUUAUGGUUUUACUCAAGAUCUGAAAAAUCUAAAUAUUUCCAAUUCUAAAAGGCCAUACACAAAACGUGUAAAAGGAGUUGAUAAAACUUUCUUCAGAUACUUUAACAAAAAUUGUCUUCAAACAACUCUACAAAAUGGAGAAAAUAUAGCACGUAGUUACUUAGUCUAUUCGGAAAGCAAAGAUGCUCUUUUUUGUUAUCCUUGUAUGCUAUUUGGUGGAGUAACUAAUUUUGCAACAACUGGAUUUUCGGUAUGGAAAAAAACUGAAGAACGAAUAACGGAACAUAGUAAUUCAUUAAAGCAUAGAAACUGUAUGAUUAAAUUUAAAAACCAUAGCAAGAGUUAA